Molecule: messenger RNA, 2163 nt
Organism: Panicum virgatum (switchgrass)
Lineage: Eukaryota; Viridiplantae; Streptophyta; Magnoliopsida; Poales; Poaceae
Exons: 4
Coding region: 1-2163 (720 amino acids)
Source: RefSeq, a predicted model, not a curated record
AUGGCGUCACGCCCAUGCCGAUGCCGCCGCCUCGCCAUCGCGCCGGCCGACUGCCUCGGAGAUCCACACCGCCCUCCACGCUGCCACAAGCUGUCAUCGCUGGCUUGCCGUCACCGAGGGUGGCCACCCCCGGCCGCAGCUCCACUACGCCGCCACACCCUACGGGUGCAGCCCCACCGCCUCUACACAGCUCCAGCCCCGGCGCAGCUCGACGCUGGCUUCACCUCCCCGGGAUGUCACACAGGCAUCGCCGAGGGGUGGCCACUGUGCAGUGCUGCCCGUCAGAUCCAGCGGUUAGCAAGCUGGAUCUGCCCACGGCCGGGCUGGAUACGCGCCAUCGUCGCCCUGGUGUGCCAUCCAGUCAAGGCCACCAUGCGCCGUCCGGCCCCGGCACAGGGGGCGUACCGGCUGACUUGCCCCGCCGUCGCCUUCCUCGCCGGCCGCCGGGCUUCUAGAGCAAAGAAGGCUGCAGCUGCUUUGCCUUCUUCCUCAGUUUCUGAAAUAGUGGCGGAAGAGGAACCUCAAGUGCAAGAGGGAGUAACUGAAGAAACUGUAAACCCUGUUCCAUCUCCUCCGCCACCGCCACCGCCACCGCCACCGCCAGUAGACAACAAAUGUAAGGGCAAGGGAGCAGAUAAAUUUAUUUUGGAUGGUUGGAGAAAUUGGAAUAUAGGGGAAAAGGCACUUUUGAAGCAUGUGGGUUCUAGUGCGCACAAUGCAGCUCAAGAUAGCUAUACUUGCUUUGUAAUUCCUAAGGUCGCAAUUGAUUAUCACAUUGAGAAGUGGAGUGAAGAGGAUCUUCGUCUUUACAAGAUCAGGUCGACCUAUUCACUUCGAUGUUUGAAGUUUCUUUUGCAUCAAGGAUUGGCAUUUCGUGGACACAAUGAAAGUGAGGAGUCUAACAACGGAGGGAAUUUUAUUGAACUUUUGAAAUUUCUUGCAUCAAACAGUGAAGAGGUAAACAAAUAUGUUUUGAAGAAUGCUCCGGGUAAUUGUACUUUAACUAGCCCAAAGAUACAAAAGCAGAUUAGUCAAUGUUGUGCCAUAGAAACUAGAAAGAAAAUAAUGGAAGAACUCGGAGAUGAGCCAUAUGCAAUAUUAGCUGAUGAGACUAGUGACAUAUCAAAUAAAGAACAACUAGCACUUUGCUUGCGUUAUGUUGAUAAAUUGGGAAGGCCAUGUGAGCGCUUCAUUGGAGUUAUUCAUGUGGAUGAUACUACCUCUUUAUCACUUAAGGAAGCAAUUGAAACUCUACUUGUUAGACAUGGAUUGACUAUGGCUCAAAUCCGCAGUCAAGGUUAUGAUGGGGCUAGUAACAUGAAAGGAGAUAUUAAAGGGCUGAAAACAUUGAUCAUGCAAGUGUCACCUUCUGCUUCUUAUAUACAUUGCUUUGCACAUCAACUCCAGCUAGUACUUGUUGCUGUUGCCAAGGGGAAUACUGAUUGUGUGGCAUUCUUUGAUCAAAUAUCUGUCUUAUUGAAUAUUAUUGGGGUUUCUUGCAAGCGUCAUGACAUGCUUCUAAAUGCUAGACUUGAGAAUAUCAUGAAAGCAUUAGAGUGUGGUGAACUUGAAACUGGAAGUGGAUUAAAUCAAGAGAUGGGGUUGCCUAGAAGAGAAGUAUAUAUUGGUGUCAUUGAUCAAAUUAUUCAAGAGCUUAAUAAUCGGUUUGAUGAUGUUAAUAUGGAGUUGCUUUCUUGUAUGGCGGUCUUCAAUCCAUCUGAUUCAUUUGCUUCUUUUGAUGCACAGAAGAUACGCAGACUAGCUGAAUUCUACCCUAAUGAUAUCUCCGGUAAUGAUUUGAUAAAGCUUGAAUUGCAACUUGACAAUUAUAUUGAUGACAUGAGACAAGACGAUAAUUUCAAAGGCAUAUGUAAUCUUGUUGACCUGUCAGUUAAGCUUGUUGAAGCAAAAAUGCACAUCGUGUAUGAUAUGGUCUACUUGCUUCUUAAAUUGGCAUUACUUCUACCGGUGGCGACAACAAGUGUUGAGGGAGUAUUUUCUGCAUUGUCUCUAGUCAAAACAAAGUUAAGAAAUAAGAUGGGUGAUAGUCUUUUGGAUGAUUGUCUAGUCACAUUCAUUGAGCGGAAUAUGUUCUUCAAAGUGGAUGAAGAUGAUAUAAUUGAAACUUUUAUGGCACACAGAAAGCGUAGACCUGACAAAUAG